This is a messenger RNA of Blepharisma stoltei, 414 nucleotides long. The record is from the annotation of a GenBank genome assembly. Lineage: Eukaryota; Ciliophora; Heterotrichea; Heterotrichida; Blepharismidae.
AUGAACCAGACAUUAAAUAGCAAGAUUCAUACUCAUUUAAAAGGACCACAAAUUUUGGAAGACUGUCUCAUCCUUCCCUCUCUUCUCUCUCCAAACUCAAAUUUCCAAAAUGAUAUCUCAGCCUCUCUCAAAAUUUUUCUUCCCAAUAAAAGGCUGACAAUUUCUAAAAAUUCUCACAGCAGCCCAAGACAUAGCUUAACCCCAGCCCCUUCCAAGGUGAAAAAGUCUUUCUUAUCAAGAAAAAAACACAAAUCCCCACAGUUAAAAAGUUAUAAAAUCUCACCCGAAAAAUCAUCAGUGCCAAGUGUAACUUAUCUGUAUGAAACUCCAUAUAAGGCAUUAUAUGGAUCUCAAAAAUCUUGCUUUCCAAAAAUAAGCUUGUCUUCUGGAAACCAUAAAGGAAAAUUUAACUAA